Molecule: messenger RNA, 1380 nt
Organism: Daphnia magna
Lineage: Eukaryota; Metazoa; Arthropoda; Branchiopoda; Diplostraca; Daphniidae
Product: lysosome-associated membrane glycoprotein 1
Exons: 7
Coding region: 107-1144 (345 amino acids)
Cellular component (GO): membrane
Source: RefSeq, a predicted model, not a curated record
ACACCCACUUUUGCGAAUUGCGACUGUAUCACGUAUUUUUCAUCACUUUUAGUUCUUCGUCGGGAACAGCCUACUACCCUCAGUCUGUACUGAUUAAGCAAAAGUCAUGCAUUCUAAAAGAAUGAUAUACUUAUUGUUAAUUUGCAUCUGUUCAGGAAAUGCCUUGGUGGAUCCGAUUCUUUCAGCAGCUUUGCCUGACAUGUCCACUCUUGAGACAUCUACCUAUGAGUCAUCUACUCUUGAAACAAUCAUACCUUCAACAUCCUCUCCUUCAACAAUCACCACUACAACACUCACCCCUUCAACAUCCUCUCCUACAACCGUCACCCCUUCAACAACCUAUCCUACAACCGUCACCCCUUCAACAACCUAUCCUACAACAGUCACCCCUUCAACAACCUAUCCUACAACAUCUACACCAAAACCAAAUCCUCCCCAUCCUUCUGAUAUGAAUUGGGUUGUGGUAGACGAAGAAACCAACAUAACAUGCAUAGUGGUGAAACUUUCAGCAACAAUCAUUAUUCCAUACAAAACAAUCAGUGGCAAUGUUGAAAAUGCUACAAUUGCCAUGCCUAGUAAUGCCACUUCCAAUGGCACAUGUAAUUUUGGUUUUUUGGAUGAUCUAAAUACCCAGGAAAUAUCCCUGCAGUGGAAUUCUGGCAAGAGUUCUAUCCCAAAUGUGUUAACAUAUGUGUUCCACAAAAACAUUUCUAGUGGAAAUGAAUCAGCUGCAGAGGAGCAAGUAUUUCUUUCAGACAUUAAGCUUUGGCUUUAUCAAGACUCAGUUAGUUUCCCAAAUGCAUCAGGAGAAUAUUUUUAUGCUGAACGUUUAAAUAGCAAUUUGCAUUCGGUAGCUGUCAACAAUUCUUAUAGGUGCAAUUCCCAGGAGAGUAUUGAACUCAAUGUUAAAGAGUCAGGUAAUUCGGCUACCAUACACAUGGCACACUUGCAAAUGGAGGCCUUUCGAACAUCGGUUAAUGAUAAGUUUAGUACUGCUAUUGAUUGUCCUGCUGAUAAAGUUGUUACAUCAGAUAUUGUCCCUAUUGCUGUGGGGUGUGCCUUGGCUGCGCUCGUUGUAGUUGUCCUUGUUGCGUACCUCAUUGGUAGAAGGCGUGCUCGUCAAAGAGGUUAUCAAAGUGUUUGAAGAACGGAAAAACCGCAGCAAAUGGAUUACACGGGGAAUGGUAUGUUUGCUGUAUUGGGAUGGGGUAUUGCUGUGUUAUUAAAAGUUUGUCAGAAUUCCGUGAAUUGGUUGGAAAGUUGAAACUCUCGAUUUUAUAUUUGCUAGUGUAGCUCUGGCUUAAAUUUUUUAUACUGUUUGAAUUCUGGCAUGUCUGUGGUAAACUGAUGACGGAAAUAUAGAUGGAAAGUGAAGUAAAA